AUAUUUAAUAGCCGCGCCGAUGCCGUACCGUGCGCUCGUCUGCAGUCGCGCCGCGCCACAUCACAAUCGUCCGGUCGCCGUCGCCGCGUAGUAGUCGUCGUCUGCGCCAGUGUCGCCGUCGUAUUCGUGUUCGUCGUCGUCGCCGCCGCGUCCGCACGACUCUGUGAUUAUAAUAAUAUUAGAUAUUAUAAUAUUAUUUCAUAAUAUUACACACUGCGUUUGUGAUCGCCGUUUUACAGUCGUUUUUGCCGUUACUGUCGUACAAGUGUUACGCAAUCGUACUCGCGCGAUGAUGGUGUUGGACUCGGGACAAGCGUCCCCGUCGUUACGGCUGUACGCCGCGGCUGCCGCGGCCGCGGCCAACAGUUACGGUGGCGGGGCCGUCGCGACGUCCGGAGGCGCAGGGCAACAGUCCGGCGGCGGUACAGGAGGCGUCCAGAUGCCACCGCAUCCGCUGUUCCCGCACUUUGCCGCCCGUUUCCCGCACGGCAUGGCGUCCGCGGCCAGUUUUGCGGCCGCCGGCCUCUCGCCGUUUCUCCAGCAACACCACGUCGAGCACGCGGCCGCCCAGCGAUACGCGAUCGCGGCAGCCGCGGCCGCUGCGGCUGCAAGGAACAACUCGGUCGCCGGCCACGUAAUGUCCGCGGCCGUGCACCAACAACAACAGCAACAACAACAACAACAACAACACCAACACCUCCAUCACCGGCCCAACUCGGAACCAGCGGGUAAGAAACGGCCUCACCACCACCACCAGCAACAGCAGCAGCAGCAGCACCAAUUACUGCUGCAGCAGCAACAGCAACAGCAGCAGCAGCAGCAACAACAACAGCUACAGCAGCAGCAACAGCACAGGAUUAUUAACAUGUCGGGCAAUCAUAGUGACGACAGCGCCUCCGAAAACGGAUCACCUAAAAAAGGUGGAGUGGACGGAGACAGCGCAGCAGGUAGUUCGGAAGACCUGGCCAACAAACGGCGAAGGUCCAGGACAAACUUCAACACGUGGCAGCUGGAAGAGCUGGAACGGGCGUUUUUGGCCAGCCACUACCCCGACGUGUUCAUGAGGGAGGCUUUAGCCCUGCGGUUGGACCUCAAGGAGUCCAGAGUGGCUGUAUGGUUUCAAAACCGGCGAGCGAAAUGGAGGAAAAAGGAACACACCAAAAAGGGCCCGGGUCGACCUGCCCACAACGCGCAUCCGGUGACUUGUUCCGGAGAGCCAAUACCUGCGGACGAGUUACGGCGCAAGGAGCGCGAACGGCGGCAGAAAAAGUUGCUCAAGAGCUUGGAACGACAGCAGAGGAAGUUGGCUGCCAAAGGAGUGCACGUUGACUUGGACACGCUGCGCAAGGAAUGGGAGUCUCAGCAAGCUAACAAUGCGGCCAAAAAACACGGUCAGAUGGAUUGCGGAGUGGUCGGCGGAGGAAUGGACGGAGUCGGCGGAUCGUCGAACGCCGGUAUGGAUCUGUCUUUCCACGACUCGUCAAGCUGUUGCAGCGGACAGACGAGCCGGGACGAGGAGAUCGACGUGGUCGGCGAAGAGGACCACCUCCUGCACCACCACCACCACCACCACCAACACCAACACCCACACCAACACCACCACAGGAUGUUGCACCACAGGCGGAGCGCAAGCACGACGUUCGACGAUGACGACGACGACGACGAUUUGGACGAGGACGAGGACGAGGGACUGCCGCCGUACGCACGCGCGGCUGCGGCUGCGGCGGCGGCGGUGGCUGCUGUGGCGGCCGCUUGCCGGGGCAACGACAGCUGUAGUUCGGACGACGAAUACGGCGGCGGGCGUUUGUACAGGCGGCCACCGGCCGCCGACGGCGAUACGUCGCCGCCGCCACCGCUGCUGAACCUGACCACGUCGUCGACGGCCACCGCGGACAAGGCCCGCCGUCUGAACCCGUUCAGCAUCGAAUCCCUGUUGGCCGGCGGCAAUCGACCGUUCAGCAUUACCGCGGCCCACGUCAACAACAUCAACAACAUCAACAACAACAAUAUCAACAACAACAACAACAACAACAACAACAAAGUGUGAACUCGCUCCCGCGCGUACCUCAUCACACACAUUCCCACCGUCGGUUUGCAUAAGUUUCGUCGUCGUCGUCAUUCGUCAUCAUCAUCGCAGGUUCCUAUACGACGUAAUAAUAUGAUAUUAUAAUAUAGUAUACAGUCGAGUACCGAUAACUCGAAUUUCAAAGUGAAUAACAAUAAAUUUGACUUAAUUCUAUGUUGUUAUAAUAUGAGUUGUACACCUACCUCAGACACAACUUAAAAACGCCACGAGAGGUGCGAAAAAAAAAUUCGAGGUAUCGAGCUUUGAGUUAUUGAGAAUCGACUGUAAAAUGUACAUUUAAUGUUUUAGAUAUUUAAUUUUAUCGAACAUCCGAUUGUCUAUAAUUAUAUAAUAAUUUAUCUGUAAAAAUUACGUUUCGCGUUUCUUUCUCUCGCUUAAACUAUUUGAUUUUUAUUCUGGAGACUGCAACAGCGGUGUACACCGUAGGUAUAUCGUAUAAUAAAAUAUAUCAUAAUAACACUCGGCUGCAGGCGAACAAUAGAUCGUCGUACAUAAAACAUAAUAAUUUAUAAUAAGCGUUACGAUAUUCAAUUUUAGUCAACGUUUUUUUUUUUUUAUUAUUUUCGAAAUUUUUCAAUCGAGUCUUUCGUGGCAUUAUAAUAUUAUAUAUUAUUAUUAUAUUCGUAUUACGGUAGGUACCUGCCUGAUACGUACAUUGUAUGAAUAAGUGCAACCGAGAUUCGGCCCGACGACAAACACGCGAUUUUUGACUUCUGUUAAUCACUUGUUUUUUAUCAUUUAUUAUUAUUAAUAUUAUUAUUUGUUGUACAAUUAUUAUUAUAUCCGUAUACCACCUGCCUGCGAUUUGAUGACAGCGCUAGCAGGGAACCCCGUCCUCAUUGUAGUACCUAUAUAUUAUAUUGAUGACGCAAUUUGCGAAAUUACUUUGGAACCCGCGUGGAUUAAUAUCAUAUAUUAUACAUUAUUAUAUUGUAAAACGUCAUAUUAUUUAUUUACUGUUCUCUGUACAGAUCUAUAUAUAUUAACCCCCGUCCGUUAUAAACAGCCCAUUAGUAAGUAUAACGAAAAUCUAGUCAAUAAUAUUUAUUAUAUGUUUACGUUGUAAGUUAACACAUUGUAUAAUAAUAAUUGUCGUAUAUAUAUAUAUAUAUAUUAUGAAAUUGUAAGUAAUUUAGUUAAGACACGUUUAUAAUAGCGAUUGCUGUAUUAUCAUAUUGCAUACACCGUGGACGAAAUAUGUCGUGUACACCCAUUUCAUUUUCCGGCUGGCGCAAAUGAUCUGUAAAUUUAAACACGCGAGUGCAAUGUGCGAGUAGAGGUAUAUCAUAAUAAUAUUAUUUUGUACUACCCGCGUGUACGGUUUUGGUCCGAAGAAACACAUUUUAUGAUAUUAAUGUUAUUAUAUUAUAUUAUAAUUAUAUUACUGUGUAUAGAAUGUAUAUCAUUUCUUAUUGUUUUCGUCCACUUGUCGCAGACGCAGACCCUCGGCCCUUGCCCUUGCGGUGUACGAACUGCGCAGUGAAAGAGAGACUAUGCGAACUGCGCAGUAAAAGAAAGACUAUGCGAACUGCGCAGUGAAAGAGAGACUGUGCGAACGGACGAGAGAGAAAAUAAAACUCAUCGUUUUUGAUCGCUACCGUUCCUAUACAUCGCACUCUCGUGUAUAUUAUACGUUUCACGUGCAUCGAUCCCUUUGCUCCGGAACGACUUGUAUAAACGCGUUUUUACGUUAAGGUUUUUAUUAUAAUAUUACGUAUACGAUUGUAUUAUACAAAACGAAAUAAUAAUCAUAUUAAUAAAAAUAAAAAGUUGAAUUAUUAUCGUCA
Messenger RNA from Metopolophium dirhodum (rose-grain aphid), 3873 nucleotides. RefSeq names its product myb-like protein AA. The transcript has 4 exons. Gene Ontology annotation, biological process: regulation of DNA-templated transcription. The record is from RefSeq and is a predicted model, not a curated record. Gene Ontology annotation, molecular function: DNA-binding transcription factor activity, RNA polymerase II-specific; sequence-specific double-stranded DNA binding. The coding region runs from base 290 to 2047 and encodes 585 amino acids. NCBI's taxonomy places the organism in Eukaryota, Metazoa, Arthropoda, Insecta, Hemiptera, Aphididae.